AUGAAAAAAAUACAAAAUUUUGAACAAUAUAAUAUUGAAAAUGAAAUCAUUAUCGAACUUGCUAAAGAAAUUUACUAUCAACAAAAUAUUGUAAAUAAUAUUAUCAAAGAAAAUAAAUUAUUAAAAAAACAUAUUAAAAAAAUAGAACAUUCUGAAGAAUCAGAACAAGAAAAUUCAAAUAAAAAUUCUGAAGAAAAUCUACAAUCUCCAGAAUUACCAAAUAACUCUAACAAUUUAUCUGACUCUCAGAGUUUUUUUAAUAAUCUAAUGGGUAAUUGUGAUGAUGAACAAAACAUUGGUAAAGAUUGUUCAGUUUUACCUUGUAAAAACAAUCUAGAAUGUAAAAAUAUUAAUAAUAAACAUACUUGUAUAUAA
Scutellospora calospora is the source of this 375-nucleotide messenger RNA. Lineage: Eukaryota; Fungi; Glomeromycota; Glomeromycetes; Diversisporales; Gigasporaceae. The record is from the annotation of a GenBank genome assembly.